AUGGAUCCAAACCUAAAUGAAUUCAAUCUCGAAUACUUCCAACAAGAAUGGGAGUUAGAAGAUAAAAUGUUUGAUAGGCAACAAGAACUGCUUGAAGAGUUGCUUAGGAGAGAAGAACAACCGCGCAAGAGAAAGUCCAUAUAUAGAGAUCAUCAAGCAGCGCAUGAGAGGCUCAAGGCCGACUACUUUGCCGAAUCAUGCACAUACACUGAUGCCCAAUUUCGACGAAGGUAUCGAAUGAAUAGGCCUCUCUUUCUACGAAUUGUGGAUUCUAUGUCAAAUUUCGACGUUUACUUCACACAACGUCGUAAUAAUGCGGGCAAGCUUGGUUUAACCCCUAUCCAAAAGUGUACUGCUGCCCUACGCAUGCUCGCAUAUGGAGUAGCAGCUGAUGCUUGUGAUGAGUACGUGAAGAUAGGAGAAUCUACUGCGGUUGAGUGUACUCAGAGGUUUUACGAAGGGGUAAUAGCCUUGUUUCAAGAUGAAUACUUAAGACGACCCAAUGUGCAAGACUUGCAGAGGUUAAUCCAAGUUGGACAAGAGCGUGGUUUCCCAGGGAUGAUUGGAAGUAUCGAUUGCAUGCAUUGGGAAGAUGAAAUAAUGAGGGCGUGCAUUAUUUUACAUAACAUGAUAGUGGAAGAUGAACGAGAUUCGUAUUCGCGAAACUGGGAAAAUAUCGACUUUGAACCGUCAAACAAUCCUAGCUCUUCCGCCUCUUCCAGUGUUCAAACAGACGUAUUGCCUGAGUUUCAAGUCCAUGUUCGAGACCGAUCCGGAUCGGAUAAUCAUACUAGAGCCGAACUACGAGAUAGGAGCCAACAUAUUCAGUUGAAAAAGGAUCUCAUCGAGCACAUUUGGCAGAAAUUUGGAAUAACCUCUGAUUAG
Messenger RNA from Asparagus officinalis (garden asparagus), 885 nucleotides. RefSeq lists its product as uncharacterized. The coding region runs from base 1 to 885 and encodes 294 amino acids. The record is from RefSeq and is a predicted model, not a curated record. The transcript has a single exon. Lineage: Eukaryota; Viridiplantae; Streptophyta; Magnoliopsida; Asparagales; Asparagaceae.